CGGCCUCGGUGGAGGGUGGAGGGUGGAGGGAAGGAUGGAGAAAGCCGCCCCUGGUGGCUGGGAGUCCCGGAGUCCUGCCUUAGCCCCUCACCCGCCUUGUCGUCUCCGCUGAGGACCCUUAGUUCCAGAGGGGACCUCCGGUGUCAGCUCGCCCCAACAGGUUUCUGAGAGGUGACUCUCAACAGCCAGCAUGUGUUGCCUUCUCAUGCUUCUCGAAUCUUCAGAUUUCAGAGGGAAACUUGUUGAUGAAAGGAGGAGUGUUCGCGUUGCACGCUCUCCCCAGUUGCCUGUGGAGAAGGGCUUGGGGAAGAGAGGGAAACGGGCAGUUUUGUUUUCUGGGCGUGACAAUCCGUGCACUUACCUGGCGGGGGACCCCCCACAGCAUUCUCUGUUCACAGUGUUCUCCCAGUUUGGCCUCCUGUAUUCGGUCCGAGUCUUCCCAAACGCUGCGGUGGCCGGUCCUGGUUUCUAUGCCGUUAUCAAGUUUUAUUCAGCAAAGGAUGCCCACAGAGCCCAAAAGGCGUGCGACCAGAAGCAGCUUUUUCAGAAAUCUCCGGUGAAGGUUCGUCUCGGCACCAGACAUAAGGUGGUUCAACAUCAGGCCCUUCCCCUAAACAGCUCCCGGUGCCAAGAAUUGGCAAAUUACUACUUUGGUUUCAAUGGCUGGUCAAAGAGGAUCCUUGAGCUUCAGGAUCUUUCUGACACUGAAGAAAGGGGAAAUGAAAAUGGAAAUGCCACAGGAGCAGGACUUCAGAAGCAAAGCGUCAAGUUCUUCUGUGCUUUAGAGGUGGUGGUGCCCUCGCAUGAGUGCAGAAGCCCUGGCGCUGGCGUGGCUUGGGAGCCUUUGGACCAGCUGGAGGAGGGACCAUUAUCAUUCCUUAUGAAAAGGAAGACAACCCAGAAGCUUGCUAUUCAGAAAGCUCUAUCAGAUGCAUUCCAGAAACUGUUGAUUGUGGUUUUAGAAAGUGGUAAAAUAGCUGUGGCGUAUAGACCCUGUGAAGAGAUCACAGAUGCCAGAUCCGAAGAGGAACAACAGGAUUUAAUUCAAGUCGGCUACUUUUCUUGGAAGCAGUAUGGCCAAGGGGAGGAAGAAUAUCUCUCUGAUUUCAGCUUUGAAGAAGAAGAGUUCAGAUUGCCAGAACUGGACUAGCACUUUUGAAUUUCCCGGGACGCCAGGCCCUGUGGCUUCCUUGGGAAGCUCUGCACCCCUCCCAACCCCCCACCUCCCCUAAUCCUCCCAUCCCCCCACCGCUGGGCUGCUGGAGUCCCCGGCCACCCAGGUCUGCAGCCCAGAUCCUGCCUCUCUGUGAGGGGGGGAGAGGGGCCCAGAGGGAGGUAGUUGUUGUCUUUGCAGGGAGAAGAGAGGCUUGGACCCUGGUGGUUCUGAGAAAAGGGCUCGCUCUGGCGGUGCGGUGCCGAUCUCGGCCGGAACUUAAUAAAGGUUGCGUAAAUAAA
Messenger RNA from Equus caballus (horse), 1455 nucleotides. The record is from RefSeq and is a predicted model, not a curated record. NCBI's taxonomy places the organism in Eukaryota, Metazoa, Chordata, Mammalia, Perissodactyla, Equidae.